AUGAGAAUCAACACCUUGCUGCUCGCAUGCGGGCUCUCUGCAUCCUUCCAGGGGGUUCACGCAGAAGCUAACACCGAAAAGACCAUCGCUACUAUCUGGGAUGACUUCAAGAACGCAGUGGAUUGCGGUGGUUGUCAAGCUCUCCUUGGUACACUCAAAGUUGCCUCGGGACUGGGUGAGAAGUUCUGGCUCGACGUAUUUACCGGGCUGUGCACUAUCACCGGGAUCGAAGACCCAGAUGUUUGUUCUGGAAUCAUCGCGGCAGAAGGACCUUCGCUAUAUGCCGCUUUGAAGACUAUGCACUUGAACUCCGGCACCUCCAAAACGUUAUGCGCUAGUUUGCUUGGUCUCUGUCCGUACCCUGAGGUCCGUCCCUACGACCUCACGUUCCCAUCCCCCAAGCCAAAGACUGUAAGGCCGCCGCCUAGCGGUAAGUCACCGAUCAAGGUCGUCCAUUUCAGCGACACACAUGUGGAUCUCCUGUACGAGACCGGCUCCAAUUACGAGUGCAACAAGCCUAUCUGCUGCAGGGCCUAUGAAGAUAAAGAUGCACCUGGAGUCACAGAGCAUCCGUGUGGGCCAUAUGGAAAUCCGCAGUGUGAUCCUCCCGCAAGACUCCAGGAGAGCAUGCACGCCGCUAUCGCACAAAUCAAUCCGGAAUUCUCCAUCUACACCGGGGAUGUGAUAUCCCACGAUGUCUGGAUGGUUGACCAGGCCAAGGUCCUGGAAGGGCUCAACGCUACGUACAGUGCAAUUGACAGGGACAUCGGAACCGUAUAUGCUUCCAUCGGUAAUCACGACACCGCGCCCCUCAAUCUCUUCCCACCAACCAACGCCUCAAAAGAUGAUGACCCGGAGUGGGCGUAUCAAGCACUCGCAGAAGAUUGGUUCUCGCUCACGGGCGUUCCUUCCGUCCAAGACGCAGACCAAUACGGCUCAUACUCAGCCGUCCACCCCGGCAGCAACCUGCGCAUCAUUUCCUACAACAGCGUCUUCUACUACAUCUACAACUUCCUCAUGUACGGAGAACCGAUAGAGCAAGACCCACGCGGGCAAUUUGAAUGGCUCAUCCAGGAACUGCAAGCCGCCGAGGACGCGGGCCAGCGCGCAUGGCUAAUUGCACACAUUCCCUCUGGCGUCCCAGAUCACUUCCGCGACCACUCGCAAUACUUUGACCAGAUCGUCCAGCGCUACGAAGCUACCAUCGCAGGGUUAUUCUACGGCCACACGCACACAGACGAGUUCCAGAUCGCAUACUCAGACUACAACAACCGGGACUGGAACACCGCCACAGCAAUGGGCUAUAUCGCUCCAGCAAUGACCCCGACCGAAGGGUCAGCCUCGUUCCGCGUCUACGACAUUGACCCAGUUACCUUCGGCGUGUUGGAUUAUACUCAGUACAUCGCCAACAUCAGCGACCCGUCCUACCAGGUCAAGCCUGAGUGGGUACCGUAUUACUCCGCGAAAGCAGACUACGGAUCCAAGAUCUCUCCUCCGGUCACGGAUCCUAAGGCCGAGAUUACGCCUGCAUUCUGGCACAAUGUCACCGUUGCCAUGGAGCGUGAUCCGUCCGUUUUCCAGGAUUUCUGGUCGAGACGCGUUCGUGGACACGAAGUCGAGGAAUGUGACGGCGACUGUGCGAAAAGUGAAAUAUGUCAGCUUCGUGCUGCGAAUGCGCAGUAUAACUGUGUAAAGCCGAAGGCCUUCAACUUCAAGCGUGAUGGAGAGGAGAGUGUUUUGGUCGAAAAAGAUCCCCAUGUUAACUGUGAUCAUGCUGGAAUGGCGACUAUUAUCGCGAAGAUGAUGCAUCGGGCUAAGAUUGACCGGAAGAAGGAGAUUGAAGCUCGGUAG
Molecule: messenger RNA, 1851 nt
Organism: Penicillium bovifimosum
Lineage: Eukaryota; Fungi; Ascomycota; Eurotiomycetes; Eurotiales; Aspergillaceae
Product: PPN1 endopolyphosphatase family protein
Exons: 3
Coding region: 1-1851 (616 amino acids)
Biological process (GO): sphingomyelin catabolic process
Molecular function (GO): sphingomyelin phosphodiesterase activity
Source: RefSeq, a predicted model, not a curated record